CACGAAAAUACUAGUAGGCGGGACUACGAGAAGAUUGGUCUGGCCAAGAUGAUGUGUCGGAUGCUGCGGAUAUAAAUGUCAAGCUAAGGAACACGACUAAAUGGUGAUGUGAAACACGGAUGCGGUUUUCUUACGCUUGGCUGACGAAGCAAGAAGAGUGACAAUCACAUAACAGGCAACUCAACGGGGACUAUGUCGGAGACGCAACGGAAUAGAAAUAAAUGCAUAAUUAACGCAAAACAUCCGUUAUAAACUGUUUUACUAAGAUCCUUUAGUGGGUAGUAGUCUCAGUAUUGUUCAACAGUUUGAUUCGACGAAAUGUCUAGCGUUUCAUGUUUUCUCUUUUGUGUUCUUUGUAUAACUAUAUUUGACAAAGUGCAACUCACAAAAACAGAAGAUGUUCUGGAUAAGAUAAAGGCAGGAUUACAGUAUGCAAGUAAUUAUCUGGAAACGGCAAAAGAUAUUGCAGAUUUGGUGUCCAAGAGUUUAGGUCAUAAGCAAAAACAAAAACGAGGAGAAGAUGGAAAUGAUGAAAAACAAUCGUUCGGUCCUUCAAAUUUUGUUUCUGCUUUCUUUCGACUCAUUGGAUUUGAUUCACAAAAAGUCGCAGCAAUCGCAGUUAAUAGUGUUGUAUUUCUUGCACAGAUGAUAGGUACGCUUUUUGGACUGAAAUCAACGCAAAAUAAUAUUGCCAGAAAUAAGGAUGGCGAAGAACUGGCUUGGGAUCCUUUAAAAUUUACUUUGGAAAAUAAAAAUGAAAAUAUUCGAAAUUUAGUUAAUCAAGCAAGGAAUCCGAAUCUACCGAAUCAGUUAAUAGCGAGAAUGACUGGUUCUGAUUCUGCUUGCAUUCGAUUAUUAUUAUGCAAAUCAUCUCCGAUCAUAAAAGCAGCGCAAACCUCUCUCAAUAAUAAAUUGCAGAAUUAUAUGCAUCGAAUGAUUGCGUGGUUACCGUCUAAAGAGGAAUUUGAAAGAAACGGCGAUGAAUGUGAAGAGAAGCAUACUGAUUGCCGUUUAUUUUUGUCGUAAUAGUUAUUACCAUUUCAAGAAAGUUAUAGGAAACGAUGAAAUAUUCGUAUUAGAAAAGUCAGAGAUAUAUUUCUGUUAAAGUCAGAUAAUAAUUAUUUCCACCAAUGUUUUGCAGAUAUAAUUGAGUUUCUUUUUCUCUUUUAUAUUACAGACUAAAAUAAUGUUUCGAAGAUUAACGAUAUUUUUACUCUUUGCAU
Messenger RNA from Temnothorax curvispinosus, 1223 nucleotides. RefSeq lists its product as uncharacterized. The coding region runs from base 319 to 1026 and encodes 235 amino acids. The transcript is spliced from 5 exons. Lineage: Eukaryota; Metazoa; Arthropoda; Insecta; Hymenoptera; Formicidae. The record is from RefSeq and is a predicted model, not a curated record.